UUGAAGUACUGCGCUUCAGCCCGAGCGGGAGAACGCACGACGAUGCUUGCGGGUAUCCACAAUUCGGGUUGUGAUAGGUCAAAUGCUAUAUUAGCACGGUGCGUUAUAAGUCGCGGUGUUGGAUUUCACGACGGCCUCUUUUCCCUGACUUCAACUCGAUCUUAGCCGGGAUGAGUCGCUCACUAUGACGGAAGAAUACGAUCUCAUCGUCACCAACGGUGUCUGCGUGACGGCGUCGGAUGUGGCGACCCUCGAUGUCGGAGUAAAAGAUGAGAAGAUCGUCCUCCUGGCGCCGUCAGGCUCGCUAGCCCAGGCCAAGACCAAGAAAUUGAUUGAUGCCGAAGGAGGCUACGUUAUGCCCGGAGGCAUCGAUUGUCACGUCCAUCUCGAAGAGCCCAGUAUGUUCGGCGAGGGCUCCUCAGCAGACAGCUACGAGACAGGCACCCGCUCCGCCAUCGCAGGCGGCAACACUACCAUCGUCUCUUUCGCCCCGCAACAAAAGCACCUUGACUCGGUUCUAGGCGCCCUGGAAGCCACGCACCAGCUUGCCAGGGACAACUGCUACUGCGACUACGGCUUCCACCUGCUCGUCUCCAACCCGUCGCCCCUGGCACUGUCCGAGUUCGCCCAGCUGGCCAACACCGAGGGCGUCACCUCGCUUAAGAUCUACAUGACUUACACGGCACUCCAACUUCGCGACAACGAGAUCCUGUCCGUUCUUUUGACCGCGAGGCAGAACCACAUUCUGACUAUGAUCCACGCCGAAAAUGGCGAUGUGCUCGAGUGGCUGUCGGACCAGCUUGAGAAACAGAAGCUCUUUGCGCCCAAGUACCACUCUAACUCGCGUCCUCCCAUUCUGGAAUCCGAGGCCACCAACCGUGCCAUCGCGCUUGCGGGGCUGAUCAGAGACACCCCUAUUCUGCUGGUCCACGUGUCGGACCCGGCCGCGGCGGAACGCAUCAGCCUGGCUCGGCAGAAGGGCCAGCCCGUGUACGCCGAGACGUGUCCGCAGUAUCUGUUCCUCACACGGGACGACCUCGACAAGCCGGGUUUCGAGGGGGCGAAGUGCGUGUGCUCGCCGCCGCCGCGUAACGCAGAAGACCAGGGCCAAAUCUGGACAGGGUUAAAAAACGGCACCUUUUCCGUGCUUAGCUCGGAUCACUGCCCGUUUCGCUUUGACGACGCCGAGAAGGGGAAGAAGACAUGCGUCACGGAGGAGCACCCGGUGGGGAGGUUUAGGUAUAUCCCCAAUGGGCUGCCGGGGAUCGAGACGCGGCUGCCUCUUGCUUUCUCCGCGAAAAAGCUGUCGUUGACGAAAUUCGUCGAGGUGAGUAGUACCAAUGCGGCUAAGCUGUAUGGGCUGUAUCCGCGCAAGGGGAGUUUGAUGCCGGGCGCGGACGCCGAUUUGUGUAUUUGGUAUCCCGACGGCAAACUGAAUGAGUUUGGGCUCACGAACGACAUGUUGCACCACGAUGUGGAUUACACGCCGUAUGCGGGCAGGAGGAUGCGGAAUUGGCCGCGGUAUACCAUUAUUAGAGGCAAGGUGGUCUGGAAUCGGGACCAUGGCGGGGUAGUGGGAGAGAAGGGGUACGGGCGGUUCGUUAAGAGGGCGGCAAGUUGCUUGGAUGAUAUGUGGAAGACCGUUGAUGAGGAGGGGAGCUUUGAUUUAGAGAGUUUAUAAAUCGGCCCGGUCAACAGAAAUGUAUGCCCAAAGCUGUUUGCGAGCAAUUGAUUGCUUAGAUUUGAAGGUACAAUCAAC
This is a messenger RNA of Pseudomassariella vexata, 1759 nucleotides long. Its product is annotated as dihydropyrimidinase. Gene Ontology annotation, cellular component: cytoplasm. NCBI's taxonomy places the organism in Eukaryota, Fungi, Ascomycota, Sordariomycetes, Amphisphaeriales, Pseudomassariaceae. The coding region runs from base 185 to 1681 and encodes 498 amino acids. The transcript has 2 exons. The record is from RefSeq and is a predicted model, not a curated record. Gene Ontology annotation, molecular function: hydrolase activity, acting on carbon-nitrogen (but not peptide) bonds.